UCAACUGUAUGGAUCACACAUCUGUUUAUUAGCCAAAGCACCCAGUAAUUAAGCUCUCCAUAUUCCCUCCAGACAUGGUCGGCGUUUUCGGUCGCUCUCUGAGCUUCCCAAACAAAAAUCCUAGCCGUCCACGCAUAUCCCACCACAUCAGGUCCAUCAGUCUUCCCUGCAGAUCUCACCCUCUGGUUUCCCAGAUCAAAGACGACAUCAACCAGCUCGUCUCCUGGACUUCUACUUCCAAACUCCACCAACAAACAACCACUAAUCUCUGCCACGGUUUGAACCGUCUGGCAGAAUUGCACGACACCCUCGAGGAUAUCUUCCAGCUUCCUCAUGCCCAAGAGUCGCUCCGCCGCCAGCCCCGGUGGGUCGAGAAUCUUCUACAAGACUUGCUCCGCUUCAUCGACGUCUACGGAAGAUUCCAAUCCUCCGUUCUGGCUUUUAAAGAAGAGCAGUCGGCUGCUCAGGUGGCUGUAAAGAAGAGAGACGACUCCAAGGUGAUUCUGUACGUGAAGGCUGAGAAGAAGAUGGCCCGAGAGAUGGAGAAGCUGGUGUCGGGAAUCCGAUGCGUGAGCCAGAAUUAUGGAGUGACGCCGACAACGCUGGUGCCGAUAGGAGAUGCUGAGGUGGCAGGGGUCAUCGUGGAUGUUAUCCGCGUGACGGCGAGCGUUUCGAUUGCUCUGUUCGGCGGGAUCGCGUCAUCGUUAGCGUCGAGGAAGUUGUCGUGGGGGCAGUUGGUGAAGCUGUCGAGGAGCGGCGGGAGUGAGAGAACCGAGCAGGAAGGCGUCAAAGAACUGCGGGUGGAAAGCCUGCACAGUUUGAGGAAAAGGGGCGACGAAGAGGUCAGAUCAGCGCUGAAGAGGAUGAGGGAUUUGGAGAGUUCCUUGAGCCUUAUCGAAACUGUUAGUGACGGGGUUUUUAGGGCGUUGAUCAAUUCCCAGGUUGCUUUGCUCAACACUCGCACGCAAUAGGCAGCUACAUUAUGAAUUGAUGAUUUUAAACCAGAGAAGGGGAACAAAACCUUCCUGAAACCAUGUAUUUAUUUAUUUAUUUAUUUUUACUCUGUGCUAGAGCGCAUGCAAGUGCCCACACAGCGCGAUGUUAAAGGGUGCCCGCGUGUAAACAUGCCAUUUUCUCCCCGUCUCGUACUGGAA
Messenger RNA from Prosopis cineraria, 1154 nucleotides. RefSeq lists its product as uncharacterized. The coding region runs from base 75 to 971 and encodes 298 amino acids. The record is from RefSeq and is a predicted model, not a curated record. Lineage: Eukaryota; Viridiplantae; Streptophyta; Magnoliopsida; Fabales; Fabaceae. The transcript has a single exon. Gene Ontology annotation, biological process: root development; shoot system development.